This is a messenger RNA of Condylura cristata (star-nosed mole), 3230 nucleotides long. RefSeq names its product RUN domain containing 1 (gene RUNDC1). The coding region runs from base 5 to 1846 and encodes 613 amino acids. The record is from RefSeq and is a predicted model, not a curated record. NCBI's taxonomy places the organism in Eukaryota, Metazoa, Chordata, Mammalia, Eulipotyphla, Talpidae. The transcript has 6 exons.
GAAGAUGGCGGCAGUCGAGGCAGCUGCGGAGCCGGUAACGGCGGCGGUUGUGCCAAAGGCGAAGGAAGACGAGGAAGAAGAAGAGGAGUCGCUGCCACCGUGCGAGGCGGUGCGCUGGGCCCCCGUGGGGGCGGUGGCGGAAGCCGGGCCUGGGGCGGCGGCCUUCUCGGAAGAGGCAGCAGUCGAGGAGGCCGGCGCGGCCCCGGGCUCCCCGCCGGACUCGCCGGAUCGGACGGUGCGGCGGCUGCGAGCUGAAAGACGGCGCCUGGACUCGGCGCUGCUGGCGCUGUCAUCGCACUUCGCGCAGGUGCAGUUCCGCCUGCGCCAGGUGGUGCGCGGGGCACCGGCCGAACAGCAGCGCCUCCUGCGCGAGCUCGAAGACUUCGCCUUCCGAGGCUGCCCGCACGUCCUGGGCUACGGAGGACCCGGGGACUCCGCGGGCGACGAGGGCGACGAGCUACUGGGGGACUGCCGGCGGUUGCGCGGCGCCGACCAGGGCUUGAGUGAGCAAGAGAAACGGGAACGUCUGGAAACCCAAAGAGAGAAGCAGAAGGAACUGAUACUGCAGCUCAAAACUCAGCUAGAUGAUCUGGAAACAUUUGCCUAUCAAGAAGGCAGUUACGACUCCCUGCCGCAGUCCGUGGUCUUGGAAAGACAGCGGGUGAUCAUAGAUGAGUUAAUAAAGAAAUUGGACAUGAACCUGAACGAGGACCUCAGUUCACUGUCUACUGAAGAGCUGCGGCAGCGUGUGGAUGCAGCUGUGGCUCAGAUUGUCAACCCUGCCCGAGUGAAAGAACAGUUGGUGGAGCAGCUGAAAACUCAGAUCCGAGACCUCGAGAUGUUCAUCAACUUCAUCCAAGAUGAAGUGGGAAGCCCAUUGCAGACAGAGAGUGCACACUGUGAAUGCAAAGCCAGCGGGCAGACGGGCAAUGGCUCCACCAGAACUGGCAGCAGCAGACUGCCUCCAGGGAACAGCAAAUUAAAAGCCGAAGAUGUAAAGCGAGUUCGAGAGACGGGACUGCACCUGAUGCGGCGGGCACUGGCCGUGCUCCAGAUCUUUGCUGUUAGCCAGUUUGGCUGUGCUACGGGCCAGAUCCCACAAACCCUGUGGCAGCGGGGCCAGGCCGACAGGGACUACUCUCCCUUGUUGAAGAGGCUGGAGAUGUCAGUAGACAGAGUGAAGCAGCUGGCAUUGAGGCACCAGCCGCAUGACCGUGUCAUCACCUCUGCCAACCUCCAGGACCUCUCUCUGGGAGGCAAGGAUGAACUGACCGUGGCCGUGCGGAAGGAGCUAACAGUGGCCGUGAGGGACCUGCUCGCCCAUGGACUAUAUGCCUCCUCACCAGGAAUGAGCCUGGUCAUGGCUCCCAUUGCUUGCUUGCUACCAGCCUUCUCCUCCACCCCUGAGGCCAUGCACCCCUGGGAGCUCUUUGUAAAGUACUAUCAUGCAAAGAAUGGCCGAGCUUACGUGGAGUCCCCAGCCCGGAAGCUCUCCCAGUCCUUCGCCCUGCCCAUUAUGGGAGGCACCGUUGUGACCCCCAAGCAGAGCCUGCUGACAGCCAUCCACAUGGUGCUGACAGAGCACGACCCUUUCAAGCGCAGUGCAGACUCUGAGUUGAAGGCCUUGGUGUGCAUGGCACUCAAUGAGCAGCGGCUGGUGUCCUGGGUGAACCUCAUCUGUAAGUCAGGGUCACUCAUUGAGGCCCACUACCAGCCCUGGAGCUACAUGGCACACACAGGCUUUGAGAGCGCCCUCAAUCUGCUUAGUCGCCUCAGCAGCCUCAAGUUCAGCCUCCCUGUAGACCUGGCCGUGCGCCAGCUCAAGAACAUCAAAGAUGCCUUUUGAUGGGAAUGCCCUGACCCUAGACCAGCACCUUGCUCAGUAGGAUGAUGGCCAGUCUUCUAGGAUCAGAGCAAGGAGUAGAGAGGGCUACAAACACUUUUCUUGCAAAUUGCCAAAUGACUGCAGAGCUUCUUUUCCUCACCAACUUAGCAGCUCAGAAAGUUAUGCUAAAGACCCUCUUUUUAAAAGGGUCUUCCCUGGCAUGUACGCAGUAGUAUUCAGGUGGGCACCUAUAUUCAAGCCAGAGUAAAGGCAGUCAGUCUUGGCAGUUAACCCACCAAUGUGUUGGGUCGUGUGUGGUGUUAAGAAAGCGCAGUUAUUCUCUCCCUGGCAGUGAAUGGCAGUGUGAGUUCAUCCUAGAAGACAUCCAGCUUGAGGUUCUUUUUAUUUCAGAGCCAUCUUCCCUGAGAUGGGCUUGAGAUCGAGUCCAAGGUCCAGUAUCUUGGUUCCUCUUACGAAUCCCUUUGCUCCUUUCUUCCUGACAUCAAGGUCAGAGGAACCAAUGUAUAUUCCAUAACUGCCUCUGGAUAAAACUAGGAAUGGAAAUGACUUGAACAGAUUUUCUAAGGGACUUAAUCACAACUUGAAUUUAAUAUGAACCCUUUCUCAUGUAGAGGUAAGAACUGAAAUUCCUUCCUCACAAGGGGGUCUCCUUGUCACACAUAUCACAGACUUGUCUUUUGGCUUUGGAGGUGGUUGUGAGGAAUAAGAAUCAUUGUCAGGUACCAUGUCCCCUGGCAAGUAAUCUCUUCUCUGCACCUCAUCGGAUUCUGAUACCAUCCUUUCAGAAAGAUCUUUGUUAGAGGUAAAUCCCCUGACAGAAACCUUGCCACCAAAGGCCACUGUGAAGAGGAAUAUAACCCAGUGACCGACAGCAACUCCUUCUGGGGGUGAUACUCACCAGGUACCACUUGUCCUGCAGGCUGGAUGAUGGAGGACGUCUGAUCUUUCACCGGGUACUACAGCCAGAGUAGGAACUACAGCAGAUCACAGUUGCCAGGCACAGGGCUAAGCAUUUCAUUGGGAAAUUGACACUAAACUGGUCUGAUGUGGUCUUUAGGGUUUUAGUCUUUUUUGUUAAUGUGUCACUCAGCUUGCAUACUGCUCCAGGGCUAACCAAACAUCAGCAAAGUGUAUCACUUUCUGGAAAACCAAGUGGACUCCCAACACUACUGAUUCAGCAUUGUUUUAUGUAUUAAAUGGCCAGCUGCACUUUCUGUCUGCACUAUUAAUGUAGUGCAUUUUAACUUAUUUUUUUUCAACAACCUGUUAUUUAAGAUGUAUUAUUGAUAAUUUACUAGAAUUAGUCCUGUGUGUAACAGGGUAAGUGUAAAAUGUGAAGAAUGACAUAUCUGUGGUUGCCAAUAAAAUGAUAGUAUUUUGUGUA